Messenger RNA from Dovyalis caffra, 627 nucleotides. Lineage: Eukaryota; Viridiplantae; Streptophyta; Magnoliopsida; Malpighiales; Salicaceae. The record is from the annotation of a GenBank genome assembly.
AUGGAAGCCCUUUGUCAAGAGUGGGAAAGGCCUUCACGGAAUGAGAAGGGCAUCUUAAAUGAAAUCGAUCCCAUACCCGCGAUUGCGAUUGAGGAGUUUUCCCAGCUCAAGGCACCAAGAUGCCCGAGUGCGCCAUGUUCUGGUAGAUUACUUACACAUUGGAUCGGGAAGAGAGAUGGGAAAAAGACUGCAAGGGCAUAUGGUACGCAAAGGAAAUCCGAUUUCGGUCAAGGACUGCCUCUUCCGGCCCCUUCCGGCCAAGUCAACUCGGCCCCGUGGAUAGAGGAUCCCAGAGAAAUCGAUAUCCUGUUGGGAUCUUCGUCUGUGCCGGGCACGUCUGUUGAAACGGGCACGUCUGUGACUCAACCUAGAGCUGGACCAGUAAACCCAGAGGCGGCCGACUCCUCCCAAACUUCUGGAGAUCCAGUCGCUUCCCCGGGGGAGGAAGCUGGUCCGGCUAAUCAGACCCAACGAGUGGUCCCCUAUCCGUAUCAACCGGAUGAAGUGAUAGGGGGAUUGUGUUCUCUCCAUCGAACGUCGCCUUUUGGCGAAAGACUCCAAUCCCUCUUCCGAGGACAUACAAAUGGCUCGGAUUCACACCGAAGACCUAUUCGAGGUCAAGGUUGA